Molecule: messenger RNA, 895 nt
Organism: Anopheles darlingi
Lineage: Eukaryota; Metazoa; Arthropoda; Insecta; Diptera; Culicidae
Product: hatching enzyme 1.2-like
Exons: 3
Coding region: 20-895 (291 amino acids)
Biological process (GO): proteolysis
Molecular function (GO): metalloendopeptidase activity; zinc ion binding
Source: RefSeq, a predicted model, not a curated record
GUGUGUUUGUGUGAUUAGAAUGGGACCACUGACGGUGUGGUACGUGGCCGUGGCGCUGGUACUGGUGGCGGUCGUUGGCCCAAAUGUACAGAACGUCGGAGCACGGAUCGUCUCGAGCAAACGCCGAUAUCGGGAUUACGAUUUCGAUUUUUCGCAUCUCGGCGAAGCACUGUAUGGAAGCCACGAUCAGGCGUCGAUUGGGGAGCUGGUGCGAGCCUGGCGACCACACAACAGCACCGUCAACCCGGAGGAACUGGGCACGUACGCCGAGGGGGACAUCCAUCAGCCGCUGAUCGAACGGAAUGCCCUCAAGUUCACCAGCAGCAAGUGGAACAAGGGUUUAGUGCCAUACGAGUUCAGUGACGAGUUUUCGAUCGGUGAUCUGCAGAAGCUGUUCUCGGCGUUCGAGCAGUUCCACAAGAAAACCUGCAUCCGGUUCGUGCCGCACACGAAGGAACGGGACUACGUGGUGAUCGAGGGCCGCAACAGUGGCUGCUGGUCGGCCGUGGGCCGGAUGGGUGGCCGUCAGGUUGUCAAUCUGCAGCGUAACGGGUGCCUGCAGCAGGAGGGUACGAUCGUGCACGAGCUGAUGCACGUGCUGGGUUUCCUGCACGAGCAUACGCGCUACGAUCGCGAUCGGUUCGUGAACAUCUUCUUCCGAAACGUGCGUCCCAAUCUGCUGAGCAACUUUGGGCGGGAAAGCGAAUCACAGACGACGACGCUCGGCAUGCAGUACGAUUACGGGAGCGUGAUGCACUACUCCCGCACGGCGUUCAGCAAAAACGGAAAACCGACGGUCGAACCAAAGAUUAAGUACAGCGGGCAGCUGGGACAGCGCGUCGGCUUUUCGGUGAAGGAUGUACAGAAAAUCAAUAAGCUCUACUGCCAUCGGUGA